UGAAGCUGGCAGUGAACGCUGCAUCAGACCCACAGAACGAGUGUUUCCCGGGCUACCUGAAAGAUGACUCACAUCUUGGUUUUAAGAGAGAAGGACGCGGGAGCGCGCCCGGAGCCCGCGGACGCUGGGCGGGAGCCGGGUGCUCCUGGACCGGCUCCCGGAGGAGCAACGCGGCCUGGGGCCUCGGCGACCGCUUGCUGUCGCUUCUGCUGCCAACGCCGAGCAGGAACCCCAGCCCGAGCUUCCCCCUGUGGUCCAGCAGAGGCGGGGCAGGUAUGCAAGCCUGGACGUCUGAGCCCGCCCAGAGCAGUGGAAGCUGGGCAAGAGCCCGGUGCUCCUGGACCAGCUACCCAAGGAGGAACGCGGCCUGGGGUCUGGGCCGCCACUUUCUGUCACCUCUGCUGCCUUCACUAGUCAGAAAAUCUCAAUUCCUGGAGAACUACCGGGUCUUGUUAGGAAACACCCAGCUGUACCAGCACACCAGGCACACCCAGAAGAUACCCGUGAGCCAGAUUAUCGUGUACCCAGACUUUGAUAAGUUUCACCCUUUUGGGAAUGACAUAGCCAUGUUGCAGCUGCUCUUUCCUGUGAACUUCACCUCCUACAUCAUCCCCGCCUGCCUCCCAGCUCCUUGCAUGCAGCUGCCCAGUAACUCGUCCUGCUGGAUAACGGGCUGGGGCAUGCUCAGUGAGGAACGUAAGGGGGCAUGGGAGAGACCAGGGGGCAGAUGAGGGCGGGGAGGAGGGGCAGGGAGGGGAGGAGGACAGAGGGGUCCCCAGGCAAAGUGGCCGCUGGACCUUGGCUUGCCGUGCCUCAUUUCCAGAGGACCGGACUAGUCUAGUUCUAGUUCUGAAAGUGUGUGAUCCUAAAGCUUCAGUGCUCCCUGAGUCCAGAUCUCCGCAAGUCUGGGAAUCUGACUUUUGGACUCAAGGAUUGUGUUCUUGGAGUCUUUCUAAGGCUUGACUCCAAGAUUUUAAUCAACCAUGGAUGUCAGAUGACUUGAUUCAACUCAGAAGUCAUGGUUGGGGCCUGGACCAUUCCAAGCCACUGACAAACACUCCUAUUUCCCAUUGCCAUAGGAGGCACUUGGGAAAACUGGAGAGGAAACACAUUUAUGAACUCUGACCUCUGACCUCUGAGCCUGCAGGAUAAAGUUAGAAUAAUUAUGACCUGAGAGUGUUUGACCUCUCUGAAGCUCGCUGUGCUGUUCUUCCAACACAGGUCAACUAUCUACUUUGUAGGCUUAUUCAGUGAACUGAAUAAUGCAGGAAAAAGGUGUUUUUUUAGGAUUGAAAAAGGAGAAGUGUAGGCAAAGACUUAUAAGCAAGAGUCUUUAUUAAAGAAAGGAAUGUUCAUGGUUUGGGAAAUGCUUACAGUGCAAAAUUAAGUGGAAAAAGCACAUAUAUUUGUAAUUAUUUGGUACGGUGUUUCUCGGCAGAGGUGCUGCAGGCAUUUUGGAUGGACCCUGUCUUCACUGGGUAGGAUGCACCUGCUAGUGUGUCAGUAACUCUCCCUGUCAUAGGAUAACCAGAUCCCCAGUAUUCCCACACCAUACACACGCGCGCGCACACACACACAAACAGAAAUACACCAACACAACACACCACGCUCACACCCACAAAUACACACACAGAGACUGCUUCCCCUUGAGGGCAGGGACCCUGUCUUGCUGGUUUAAUGUCCCAACCUGUGCCCAGGGCCUGGCCCUAGCAGGUGCUCUGCUGCUGCCCCCAGGUCCUAGAGACCGUCAUUCUUGCCUGCACCUCCAGACCGGUCUCCAGCUCCACCCUGUGCGCUCUGCUUUAGUCCCCACCAGCUGAAUGUUUGCUUCAGAGCAGGGGUCGUGUCAGUCCCCUGCUCACUACCCUCAGUGCCUUCUCACUUAUGCUUCGAAAAAGGUCCAGACGCCCUACCUCGGCUCUGCAUAACGGCCUCCAUCCCUCUGUGCUUAUCUCCUGCUGCGUCCCGUGCACUCGUGACUGCCCAGCCGCAGGCCUCCUUCCUGCUGUGAAUGUGCCGCAGCCACUCCAUCGGGGCGUCACCGUGGCUGGGCUCCCGGCCCCGAUUGCUCUCCCUGCUCUCCUGGGCACGACUUGCUCAUCUUGGCGGGACUCGUUCCUUUACAUGAACAACUCGGCUCCUCCUCUGAGGAGUUUUACUGGAUCACAUGAGCAAAAAUAGACAACCCCUACCACCACAGCUCCCUGUUGCCUUUACAUCACUUACUAGAUCUAAAAUCAUUCUAUUCACUUCACUUCCCUGUAUCCCCCAACUGAGUAUGUUCCCCUGUAUCACUAGUGUCUAAAAGACACUAAACACAAGGACAAAUGAAUAAGUGAGUGAGUAGAUGGGAGGAUGGAUUGGGGAGGGGGAGGGAGGAGGAUGAGUGAGGGGAAGGGAAGAUGGGGGGUGCGUAGGUAAGAGGAUGGUGGGCAGACGGAUGGAGUGAGUGGACACAUCAGUAGGUGGAGGGGGGAAUGGAGAGAUGGGUCAAGAGAUGGGUGGAUGGGCAAAUGGAUGGAAGGGUGAGUGGGUGAACGGGACAAAAGGAGAGCUAGGUAGAUGGAGGGAGGAUUGGUGGGUGGAAGGAAAGGUUAGUGAUAGACAAACGGAGAACGGAUGGGAUGGUUUGUGAAAGGGCAGGCAGGCUGCUGGAUGGUUGCUGAACACCCGUGAAGGGUAUGUGUUGGUGGGAUUUGCGGAAUAGAAGAGGUGUGGUCUGUUACCAUGAGAGAGGUGGAGGGAAUAGGAUGAGUUUGGAGGAGUUCAGCAAACAGGAGGGGGCUUCUUAGGCAGAGGUAGGACUGGAACAGUGCUGCAGGCCCAGCUGUGCCGAGACAACCCCGGGCUCGGGGCGCAGCGGCGGGCAGGGCGGAGGAGCGGGGAGCGCGGAGCGGCCCGGAGCUGAGCUGCAGCGCACUUCACUCAACUCCUCCUCGUCCUCGCAGGGCCUCUGCUCGAGCCCUUCCGUCUCCAGGAGGGAAAGGGGGGCCUCGUUGAGAACAAGUUCUGCAAUAUGUUAUAUGAACAAAGAGUUGGCCAAGGCAGGAACUACUCUGUGCACGAGGAGAUGCUGUGUGCUGGGGACUUCUCGACAGAAAAAGCCAUCUGCCGCGACUCUGCUGGAGGCACUGAAUUCUGUGGUCAGUUCUGCUUCUGAUGGGUAUUCUAGCAGUUUCCAAGCUGUCCAUUUCAUUUCGCUUCCAAAUGUUUCAUAUUCCAUUUCAUACAAGCCCAUGAGGAGAACUGUUGGAUUGAAAGGGUGAUUCUGGGGGACCCCUUGUCUGCAACCUCACCGAUGCCUGGGUUCUGGUGGGGCUGGCCAGCUGGGGCUUGGACUGCCGACAUCCCAUCUACCCCAGCGUCUU
Camelus dromedarius (Arabian camel) is the source of this 3368-nucleotide messenger RNA. RefSeq names its product putative serine protease 47. Gene Ontology annotation, biological process: proteolysis. The record is from RefSeq and is a predicted model, not a curated record. NCBI's taxonomy places the organism in Eukaryota, Metazoa, Chordata, Mammalia, Artiodactyla, Camelidae. Gene Ontology annotation, molecular function: serine-type endopeptidase activity. The transcript is spliced from 6 exons. Bases 276 to 731 code for a protein of 151 amino acids.